This is a messenger RNA of Kluyveromyces marxianus DMKU3-1042, 1437 nucleotides long. It is a transcript of the gene CBF5, whose product is annotated as pseudouridine synthase CBF5. Lineage: Eukaryota; Fungi; Ascomycota; Saccharomycetes; Saccharomycetales; Saccharomycetaceae. Gene Ontology annotation, biological process: mRNA pseudouridine synthesis; box H/ACA sno(s)RNA 3'-end processing; snRNA pseudouridine synthesis. The transcript has a single exon. Gene Ontology annotation, cellular component: box H/ACA snoRNP complex. Gene Ontology annotation, molecular function: pseudouridine synthase activity; RNA binding. The coding region runs from base 1 to 1437 and encodes 478 amino acids. The record is from RefSeq and is a predicted model, not a curated record.
AUGUCUGACGAAUUUAUCAUCAAGCCGGAGAAUGUAUCUCCAACUAGUAAUACUAGCGAAUGGCCUUUGUUGUUGAAGGAUUACGACAAGUUGUUGGUUAGAAGCGGUCAUUACACUCCUAUCCCAGCUGGUGCAUCUCCUUUGAAGAGAGACUUGAAGUCCUACAUCAGUUCUGGUGUGAUUAACUUAGAUAAGCCAUCUAACCCAUCUUCCCACGAAGUUGUUGCUUGGAUCAAGCGUAUUUUGCGUUGUGAAAAAACUGGUCACUCGGGUACUUUGGAUCCUAAGGUUACUGGUUGUUUGAUUGUUUGUAUCGACAGAGCUACCAGAUUAGUCAAAUCUCAACAAGGUGCUGGUAAGGAGUAUGUGUGUAUUGUUAGAUUACAUGAUGCUUUGAAGGAUGACAAGGAACUUGGUAGAGCGCUAGAAAAUUUGACUGGUGCUUUGUUCCAAAGACCUCCAUUAAUCUCUGCUGUUAAGCGUCAAUUGCGUGUCCGUACCAUCUAUGAUUCCAAGAUGAUUGAAUUUGACAACAAGAGAAACUUGGGUGUUUUCUGGGCAUCCUGUGAAGCUGGUACCUAUAUGAGAACCUUGUGUGUCCACUUGGGUAUGCUUUUGGGUGUUGGUGGUCACAUGCAAGAAUUGCGUCGUGUUAGAUCUGGUGCUCUAUCUGAAAACGAUAACCUAGUCACUUUGCAUGAUGUUAUGGAUGCUCAAUGGGUAUACGACAACACAAGAGAUGAAUCCUACUUGAGAAAAAUCAUCCAACCACUAGAAACUCUAUUAGUUGGCUACAAGAGAAUUGUUGUUAAGGACUCUGCCGUUAACGCUGUCUGUUACGGUGCUAAACUAAUGAUUCCAGGUCUACUACGUUACGAAGAAGGUAUCGAAUUGUAUGAUGAAGUUGUAUUGAUCACUACUAAGGGUGAAGCCAUUGCUGUUGCCAUUGCACAGAUGUCCACUGUUGAUUUAGCUACUUGUGAUCACGGUGUUGUUGCCAAGGUUAAGAGAUGUAUCAUGGAAAGAGAUCUAUAUCCAAGAAGAUGGGGUCUAGGUCCAAUCGCCCAAAAGAAGAAGCAAAUGAAGGCUGAUGGUAAACUAGAUAAAUAUGGUCGUACCAACGAAAAUACCCCAGAAGAAUGGAAGAAGAGCUACGUCUCCCUUGAGAAUGCCGAAGCCCCAGCUCCAGCUCCAAAGUCCGAAGAUAAACCAUUGAUCAAGGAAGUAGAGAAGAAGGAAGCAAAGGAGGAAGCAAAGGAAGAACCAAAGACUGAGUCCAAGGUAGAAGUCGAAGAGAAGAAGGAAAAGAAAGAAAAGAAGGAAAAGAAGGAAAAGAAGGACAAGAAGGAGAAGAAAGAAAAGAAGGAAAAGAAGGAAAAGAAGAGAAAAGCGGACGAUGACGAAUCUUCUGAAAAGAAGAAGAAGUCAAAGAAAUAA